Molecule: messenger RNA, 1013 nt
Organism: Xiphias gladius (swordfish)
Lineage: Eukaryota; Metazoa; Chordata; Actinopteri; Istiophoriformes; Xiphiidae
Product: lysophosphatidic acid receptor 6-like
Exons: 1
Coding region: 1-993 (330 amino acids)
Biological process (GO): G protein-coupled receptor signaling pathway; behavioral response to pain
Cellular component (GO): membrane
Molecular function (GO): G protein-coupled receptor activity
Source: RefSeq, a predicted model, not a curated record
AUGGAGUUGUGGAAUACGACUGAUGUACCAGCCAAGUCAUUCUCACGUCUGUCUAACUGCACUGUGGACACCAGCUACCGCUUUAUCUUCCAUCAAGUGUCCUAUAGUGUCAUCUUCGUACUUGGGCUGGCCACCAACAGCCUGGCUCUCUGCAGACUGUGUCAAUCUCCCUGCACCAUCAACAGCACAGCCAUCUACAUGGUCAGCCUGUCAGCUGCCGACUUAUUUUUUGUGAUCUCCCUACCUCUGAGAAUCUACUACUACAACCAAAAGGCUCGAGCCUUGUCCUCCAACACAGGAGACCCAUCCAGUUGGACUCCUGGGGUGGCAUACUGCCACUUCACUUUCACCAUAAAAUACAUCAGCCUGUAUGGGGGCAUCUUCUUCCUGGUGUGCAUCGCUGUUGACCGUUACUUUGCUGUAGUGCACCCGCUGGCAUCAACGCUCCGCAGGCUGCGUGUUGCACAGCUGGUGAGUGGGGGGAUCUGGUGCCUGGUGCUGGGGCUGAGUGUGAGUCUGCCUUUGCUGCACUUUGCAGCAGCUCGCCAACACCAGCCCUGUCCGUUGGACCCAUCCUCACAACACUACCAAACCAUCAUACUGGCAGCCCUGGGCUUAGUGCUGGGGUCAUUUCUGCUGCCCACUAUUCUACUUCUGUACAGUUACUGCAAAGUGCUGAGUGUACUUCGCCAGCCGAGACACCGCUCUCGCAGACAGCACCAUAGCCGCCAGCGCAAUCUGAAAGUCAUUUCCUGGGUGCUGGGCAUCUUCCUGUUGUGCUUCCUACCCUAUCACAUCAACCUGUUGGGAUACACCCUCACACAUGUUGGGCUGCUGCCCCAUUGUGGCCUGGCCAAAGUGACCAAGGCUGUACACCCUGUGGUGAUGUCACUAGCCAGCUCCAAUUGCUGCCUUAACCCACUCAUCUACUACUUCUCCAGCAGCUUGGUGCACAGGGAGGCGCCUGGUGGUGGAAGCAGCGGCAGCCAGUGACACAGAUCAUUUCAUACAUC